Molecule: messenger RNA, 1321 nt
Organism: Daldinia vernicosa
Lineage: Eukaryota; Fungi; Ascomycota; Sordariomycetes; Xylariales; Hypoxylaceae
Exons: 2
Coding region: 162-971 (269 amino acids)
Molecular function (GO): zinc ion binding
Source: RefSeq, a predicted model, not a curated record
CAGCUCCGACUCCGACUCCCGCCGUUGAGUUUAAAGUUUAUUAACUUUUACAACCUUUUAUAACCUUUAUUAACCUUGACCAAUGCCAUUAUUUCAAUGCCGUCCAAGUCCUCGGGACUUAACACUCCCACAAUCCCUAUGAAAACAUAUUAUAUUCGAAUAUGCCGCCGCCCAAUACUCCGGAAGAAGGGCUAUACUGCGAGCAGGUAAGGCAGAAGGCGGAUCUAGAAGAACACCAAGACACCGAAUGUCCGAAUCGGAAGACGGAAUGUGCAUUGUGUAAUAUCGAGUAUGUACGGCACAAGCAGGAGGAACAUUCAAAAGAAUGCCCCGAAGCCCAAACCGGCUGCAAAUUUGCCUUAUUUGGCUGCGAGCAACUCUUCAAGCGCUGGCAGCUAGAGGAGCACGCAUUGAAGUGCGCAUAUCGGGUUGUUGGGCCUGUAGGAGAGCAGCUGGCCGAACUUCGGGCUGAGCUUAACACUCUCCAGGAGAGAGAUCGAUUAAAAGAUCGACGGAUCAAGUUUCUCGAGAACCGAGGAUUUCCGCUGCCGACACCGACCUCGCCAGAGCCCAUGUCGGAUAUCAAUUUACCAGAGGGCAGCUCAACCCACGAGGACAGCGCACCUUACGAGUCUCGAGAUCAGUAUUUCUUAUCCCUAUUCGAGGCUAUGGAGUCCAAGGUUGAGCGCCUUUCUACCGCGCUCAACGAAGUCGAGGGACGACAUUCGAUGAUGCUUUUCAAUGAGAGCUCGCAGAUCAAAGACCAGCUUACUGAGAUUCGGAGCACCAUGGGCGUGCUCGGGAUGCAUGUUAGGUGGCUCAUGAACUUCAGAUUGCAAGAGAGAGGCAGGGCCGGGUCAUCCUCUCCGAUCACGCCAAACUCAUUCUCUAGCAACCAGGCGAAUAUUAUUGACGACAAUAUAUCCCGACGUAUGAUUGUUAACUUACGAGAGCAUCCGCCUCGGUUAUAGGCAACUUAUAUUGGUUCUUGUAUGCUUAAGAUGAACGAGUUCGGAGUCACCUGAAUUACUUUACUGGUAUCUAAAGACGUUGUCUUCUCUCUGCGGGAUGGUUCGGGUAGUGUUUCAAGCCCAAGCAGAAUGAUAUUUGGAGUUUUAUGGUAUCACCCGCGCAGUAAUCUAUUGGGAUAAUUCGUUCUCGAUUGCUAGGACUUAUAUAAAUUGUAUGGGACAACAGGACGUACUAGCAAAAAAAAAACAAUCAUACGCUUAAUUGUCUACCUCUUCAUCUUCUUGUCUUCCCGUCAUGUCCACGUCAACAUGCCUCUUUUAUGAGGGUGUCGUAUGAACGGAUAUAUCAU